Phaedon cochleariae (mustard beetle) is the source of this 2304-nucleotide messenger RNA. NCBI's taxonomy places the organism in Eukaryota, Metazoa, Arthropoda, Insecta, Coleoptera, Chrysomelidae. The record is from the annotation of a GenBank genome assembly.
AGCUAAGCAGGCUUAGGAAACGCCAGGCGAAACGUCCGUCGCAUCCGAUAGCGCUCAGUUGUUUCGCAUCGCGCGGUCGACAACCAGCGAGGAACUCGGGAAAUUUUGCGCGCGCGCGCGGUUUUACCCGCUUUUUUGCGUUCGAAAGAUUUUUGGUCGGAAGAGUGACUUUUUUGGUUGAUGUACUAUUUGAUUUCCUGGAUGAACUUUUGCGUGUUAUGUGUGUAACUUUUUUGAUUGUUGAUUUUGGAAAGGUGGAUUUUGUGUUAUUGAGCGUUUAAAAGUGUGAAGUGCCUUUAUUUUUUGGAUUACCCUUGUUGGAUUAACCUUCUUUUUUUGCGGACUGGGAUGAAAAACAGAUUUGCAUGGAAGCUGCGUUCAUGUAUUGGAAAACGUUUGAUAUUCAUCGUGACAUUUCUAGAUCUCUCCUGAGAUUGAAUUACGGGCCGACCACCGUCGGAUAGGCAGCGGCGGAAGAGUGGGGGGCAGAACUGGCGGAGGAGGAGGAAGAGGGGGAGGAGAGACAGAGAAGGAGGAGGAGAAGGAGAGAGAGAGAGGAGGAAAAGCGAGCCAGGGGCGGCACGUUGGCGGGGACGAACGUCCUGCGACUUGGGGGGGUCACCCCAUCGUCGCCCAUGUCGCUGAUGGCGAUGCCCUUCAUCGACAACGAUCUGCUUUGGAGUUCCGAUCACGAUGGGAAGAUGGUCGACCUCACUUCUUGCCUACAGGAUGCCUCUGAGGCCAUCGGCCAACAAAACACUGCCACCGGAUCUUCGGGGGCUUUGGGGGAGCUGUCUCAGUCCGAUCUCAGUUCGUUGGUGCCCCCUUUGUCCGAAGGUCACAUGGCAGAUCCUGACGAUAUUUUCAAACACCUUUCCGAUACCACUGCCAUCGAAAUCGAGCACAUUCUCAGCGAAAUCAAUCAGUCACCUUACAUAAAGCAAGAAGAAGAGAACAACAACAACGGCUCGUCGUGCGACGAGUCCGCCUCCUCGUCUCUGUCGGGUUCGCCGUGCGGCCGCAAGAGCGCGCUCGCAUGCCCAGAGCUUCGCAGGUACACCAUCGCCGCCGCCAAUCCCAUUCUCGCCGAGAAGUUAUCUGCGCCUAGCGAGAGGGAAAAUGGCUCGCGACAGGGUUCGAACGGACGACCAGAGGUGGCGCCACUCGUGCCGAAGAUCGAGAAAGUUGACAAAGAACAGAACUACAACCAACUUCACCAGCUACUAUCGAGGCAAAGGUCAGAUCUACAGCAUCAAAACUUAUGCGAUUAUGCAAGAAGGAAGUCUGUUUAUCCGCCCACAACUGGUUCCUUGCCUCCCAGUCCCGCCGAUUCUGGAGUAUCGGACGUGGACAGCUCGUCCAGCGGACACACCUCGACGGACGAACAGCUGAAGGCUCGGCUGCAGCCUUCGAUCCACUCGCCGGUAGGCUCGCUGUUCCCCAGGCAUCAUCCGCUGUCUUGGACGACGCACCAUGGCCAGAGGCAGCCCAAUCACAUGUCGCAGCAGUUCUACCAACCCUUCCCUACAAAUCUGGACCCGUACAACACCUACCUGUUGCAGCACCACCACCAAGCGCAGCAGCAGCAGCAGCAGCAUCACCACCAGCAGCAGCAACAACACCCGCACCAUCACCACCAACAGCAGCAUCUUCCCCCCCACCACCAAAACCCCCACUCCCCCUUCACCACCCCCUCUCCCCCCUCCCCUCGUCAGUCCGCCAUUCCGACUUCGGUCAUCCAAGCGGCGGCGAGUAGCAUGCUGUACGACGACCCCUAUCUGGCCGGUUUCGCGCCGCGGAAGCUGAAGAAGGCGCCGAAGAAGCAGAAACCUGGGGAGGGGGGCGCGGUGAAGCGGAAGAGCCGCGAGGGCUCGACCACUUAUUUGUGGGAGUUCCUGUUGAAGCUGUUGCAGGACAGGGAGUACUGUCCGCGGUACAUCAAGUGGACGAACAGGGAGAAGGGUGUCUUCAAGUUGGUCGACUCCAAAGCGGUAUCCAGACUGUGGGGCAUGCACAAGAACAAGCCCGACAUGAACUACGAGACGAUGGGCAGGGCAUUGAGGUACUAUUACCAGAGAGGCAUUCUGGCCAAAGUCGAUGGCCAGCGGCUGGUCUACCAGUUCGUCGAGGUGCCCAAGGAUAUCGUGGAAAUCGAUUGUACAGGGGCAGCUUGAGGAUGCUAGGCGAAGAAUUAGCGAAGAAAUACCUCCUCCUCCUCCUCCUCUGGCUAGGUUUUGGUCCAAACGCUUGGCCGUCUCGAAAGUACAACAAAACACAAAUUAUUUAUUUAGACGGAAGUCUUCA